UGAGAAGAUAUCACAGUUUAAGUAAUUCUUCGCUCGAAAUACUGGUACAUUAAUUGUACUGGGUAGAUCUAUCUCUAGCUUGGUGGGAUUUAAAGUCAAUGAGGAAGUAUAAAACUUGGAAUCCCAACAUUUCAAUGGCCGCCAUGACACCUAUGAUAUUAGUGCACAAUUCCUUUUGAAAAAUAUGGAAGCCUCGACAGCACAAUACGUUUUGGAGUGUGGCACUGAAGACUGUGAGAACAACUGCCAGUUUUACUGCAAUCAUUGUCACCGAGAACUGUGUGAACAAUGCAAAGAUGAACAUCAGAAAAGUCCAGAUACUAAGAGCCAUGAAGUGGUCCCCUUCCUACAGCACAAACGUCUUCUUCCUGUGGACAAAUGCAAGCUCCAUCCAACUCGAAAUGCAGAUAUUCUAUGCAAUGAGUGCAACAUUCCUCUAUGUUCAAAGUGCACAACCAUGGAAGAACACUUCGGCCAUAAAUUUGUUGAUAUGGAGGACAUUGAUGCAGAAAAAUUGGCAUUUUGUUUAGAAGAAAUUUCAAAAAUCCAAGAAUAUUUCCUUCCAACAUCAAAAGAAUUGAAAACGAAGACAGAUGAAGAUGGCAAAGAAGUAAAGAAAACCAUGGAUGGUAUCAGAAACUCCAUAAAGGCAGAAGCCAAGUCUCUGAAAGACCUGGUAGAUAAGGUGACAUCAGACAAUUUGGAACAAGCCAAUACCAUAGAAAAGUCAUUACUUAAAGUGUUAAAACAACAAGAGAAAACAUACGAUGAUUACAAUAAGUACCUUGAAAAACUUCUAAAAGAGUUUCAUGACUACCUCCCUUUAAGCAAUUUCAAAGUUUUAUUAUCUGCAAAAUUUGAAAAUUCAAAAAUCCAAUCCAUACCAGAGACUACUCAACCAGUCCCACCAGUGUUUACUGCUGGUCAAUUCACCUAUGAUGAUGUCAGCAAGUUACUUGGAAAAAUAGGUGUCCCAAACAUUAAACCUGAUAAAAGGAAAAUAAAACUCAUGGCUACUUCAUUAACACAGUUGAAACCUACAGGGAAAGAGAUGAAGCAAGAUAAAGAGAAAUCAGACGUGAAACAAACACUGUCUCUGUCUUCCUCUGUCACCAAGGUCAGGAAGUACACAGUACCAGGUGUUGACAGUGUAUACCAUAUAUCACUAGAUAAAUCAGGCAGAUUCUGGGCCAGUGAUGAGAGUGGUAACCUUGUCCAAAUAGAUCUACAGGGGAAUCAGCUACAGAAGAUACAAACCAGUGGUGGACAUCAAGGCUACCACACAGUCACACAGGACGGGGAUCUGAUCUAUACAGACAGAAAGAACAAAGUCAUCAAUAGGAUAAAACAGGAUAAUACGAUAACUGAAUUCCUUAAACCAGGAGACUGGGAACCAAUCAGCAUACUCUCCUCCCACAUCAACGGGGACAUACUGGUGGGGAUGAGGAAGGAUGGAGAGGCUAAAGUCACCAGGUACAACAAGACGGGGAAAGAAAUACAGAACAUACAGAGAAACAACAAAGGACAGGGACUGUAUCGUAAUCCACACUAUAUCACAGAAAACAUCAAUGGGGAUAUCUGUACCUCAGACUAUAACAAACAUGCUGUAGUGGUAGUUAAUAAAUCAGGACAACACAGAUUCUCCUACACAGGUUGGGGGUCAGGGUUUUCUCCCUGUGGUAUCUGUACUGACCUCCUCGGUCAUAUCCUUGUUUGUGAUGGUUAUUUUCUGAUGCAUAACACAGUUUACAUCCUGGAUCCGGAUGGUCGUUUCUUGUCUUUACUACUCACACCACAACAAGGGAUAAAAGUUCCCUGUUGUCUAUGUGUAGAUGGUGAGAACAAUCUCCAUGUGGGACAAUAUAACACCAACACAGUGACAGUGUACAAGUAUCUACAGUGAUUCUCUCUAUAUAUGUCAAACAUAUCAGACAUCAAAUCUGAAUAAUGUAAUCUUUCUAGUAUAAAAAAACAUCAUGUAAAUGAGCGUAUUCUCUUAUUCUGUAAAUUCUAAAAUCUUUCAGACCAUAUUGUAUUCCAGUAUCAUAAAUGUAUACUUUGUUUUUGUUUAUUUUUUUUUAAUGCAACAAUUUUUUGGUACAUGUACAGUACCUCUAUAAUGUACAUAUUCUACGAAAAAAUAUUUUUAGUUUUGAAAAUAAACAAAGAAUUCUUAUAUGUGUCAUAAAAAGUUUCUAAAUGACAUAUUCCAUUUAAUACUUGUAAGUAAAUUAAUUGCUUUGUUGUUUAUUUAGGGUCUAAAUUAAUAUUGACUGAUUUUUUAAAGUUUGAUUUAUAAUGCUAUGCACCAUUUAAUUAAUGUUAAAAGGGUAGUUUUAUACUGUAACAGCCUAAAGCAUUUACGUUGUAGGCUUUUAUAUAUGAUUCUAUUCAACAUGACAAACAAAGUUUGUUUAUACUGACCUCAUGUUCAAAAUACAUGUAUUCCUUAGGUCUGUUUAAAUUUUU
This is a messenger RNA of Magallana angulata, 2469 nucleotides long. RefSeq lists its product as uncharacterized. Gene Ontology annotation, molecular function: zinc ion binding. Lineage: Eukaryota; Metazoa; Mollusca; Bivalvia; Ostreida; Ostreidae. The record is from RefSeq and is a predicted model, not a curated record. The transcript has 2 exons. The coding region runs from base 185 to 1903 and encodes 572 amino acids.